AAUUUGGAGUCUUUGUGCAGUUUUAGUUUUGGUUGUUUAGAGACACGUAGAGCGGAAAUGACAAAUUAAGCAAAACUGAAGGUCUGAACACGAGAAAAACGCAACACCCCCCUGAAAAAAGUUGUGAAUUUGAGGGGAAAAUCCAAUUUAAUGUGAGUGAAUCCAGUGGAGAUUACAGUUUUGGAGGGGUAGUUUUUUGUAUGCCAAUUUUGUCCUUCCAAACACUUGUAUAUAAUCAGCAUUUGGUGUGUGUGAGGUUCCAUUUUCUUCAUAGGGUGUUGUUUAAUUUUUGGGGUUCUUGAAAGGGGCAAAUUUUUAUACAAGAUUUUCUUCAGUGAGAGUGAAUGCUGUUGUGAAAAUGGCUGAUUCUCCUACCCAGAAAGAAAUUGAAGAUGGGCUAAAAGAUUGUGCCAAUAGCCUCAUCAACAUUCCUCAUUCUACUGAAGAGCUCAUCACUCUUCUUGAUGAAUUAGAAUCUCUGUUGAUAAGGGUAGCUCAAGCCCCUGCCGAUUCGAUUAAGGAUGCCCUUCUACCAGUAAUGGAAGCUGUGGUCAGAAGUGAGCUUCUAAAGCACACUGAUGCAGAUGUCAUAGUUUCUGUCAUAUCUUGUAUCUACGAGAUCUCUAGAAUAUCUGCUCCGCAGCAGCCUUAUGAUGAUGAACUAAUGAAGGAGAUUUUCCAGCUUACAGUAAGAACAUUUGAAGAGCUGUCUCAUUCAGGCCCCCGUUAUCAGAAGGCUGUGAAUGUACUGGAAACUGUGGCAGAAGUCAAGGCCUGCUUAAUAAUGCUGGACCUUGACUGUCAUGCAUUGGUUGUAGAGAUAAUCCGGAUGUUUCUCAGGAUCAUCAGGGCCGACCAUCCUGAUAUUGUAUUCACAAGCAUGGAAAUAAUCAUGGUUCUGCUCAUUGAAGAAAGUGAUGAAAUCAAUAUGGAGCUUCUUCAGCCCCUUCUUGAUAGCCUCAGAAAGGAAAAUCAGAUUUUGUCACCUAUCUCGUCAAAGUUGGGAGAGAAGGUCUUGAAAAAAUGUGCUUCCACCGUUAGACCUUGUCUUCUCAAAGCCCUCAAAUCAAGAAGCAUGGAUCUUAAUGAUCAUGCGGAAAUCAUUGCCUAUAUUUGCAAUGAAAUGCCCAAGGGAGAACAAUUGAUGGAAAAUGAAAAUGUGACUACUGAAAAAGUUGGUCCAUCUGCUGCUGUUAUCUGUGAGACACUGCUGGAGGAUGGGCCGCCUUCUAAUAAUAAUGGCACCUCUUCAAAAACAUUACAGCCUUGCAGCCAGAUGGAGCAGCCAAAGAAUAUUGGUGUUAGCAAUUGUAAGAUCAAAUCCGGUAGCAAAAGAAAACCACGUCAGAGCUCAAGGAAGAGAGGAUCUGUUCCGGAAGGUGAUGUGGACACCACUUCUGGUCUUAACAUUGUAAAAAGAGAAGAGAACCUUACUCACGCUGAGGAGUCAUCAGUGCAACAAAUUGAUGAACAGAAACAGAAGAAAGAGAUUCAUGAUAUAGAAGAAUCAGGAAAUGAGGAGAUUAAACCAUCAUUUGGGGAUGGAAAUCUCUCCAGCCAACUUUUCAAGACAAAGUUUCGGAGGAAGCUUACCGCAAGAAAGAAUCAGGAUUUUAAAAGGCGUCAGUUCACCAAAAAAUAUGGAGAAGAAAUAGUUGGUACCAGAAUAAGAGUUUGGUGGCCAUUGGACAAAAUGUUCUAUGAGGGUGCAGUUUCUGGAUUUGAUCAUGUGAACAAGAGGCAUCAGAUUGCAUAUGAUGAUGGUGAAACGGAAAUCUUGAAUCUGAAUAAGGAGCAGUUUGAGUUUCUUGAAGACAAUCCAUCUGACAAGAAACAUGAAGCGGAUCUUCAAUGCAAUGCUGUUUCAUCUGUUCCGUCUAAAAGUAAUCCCCAAAAGUGUGACUUUGGGUCCAUGGAUAUUCCAAUUCCAGAUAAGAUGAAUGCUGAAGUUGGUUGUGAAACAAGCAGUGGGAAAAAAGAACUUGUGGACAAGGAAGAUAAAGAUACCACACAGAAUCAGAGACUCGAGACUAGCAAAAUUGCCUUAGAGAGCUCAUUGACGCGUGAAGACCAUCCAUCUGACGAGAAGCAUGAAACAGAUCUUCAAAGCCAUGAUGUUUCAGCUAUUCUAUCCAUGAAAAAGAAGGCAAAAGGAACCUCCUCAAUAAAAAAGGAACCCGGAGUCUCAUCAUCCAAAAGGUCCAAAAGAAAUCCCCAAAAGGGUGACAUUGGUUCCAUGGGUAUUCCAAUUCCAGAUAAGAUGAAUGAUGCUGAUGACGUUGGUUGUGAAACGAGCAGUGGGAAAAAAGAACUUGUGCAGAAGGAAGAUAAUGAUAUCACACAGAAAUGGAGAUCCAAGACUUCCAAAGUUUCUGUUGAGAGCUCAUCGGCGUUUGAAGUCCAUUCAUCUGACAAGACGCAUGAACUAGAUCUUCAAAGCAAUGAUGCUUCAUCUGUUCCAUCCAAGAAGAAGAGAAUAAGAAGAACCCCCUUAACAAAAAAGGAACCUGGAGUCUCGUCAUCCAAAAGGUCUAAAACAAAACCCAAAGAGAGUUGCGUUGAAUCCCUGGAUACUCCAACUCCGGGUAGGUUGAAUGAUGCUGCUGAUGUUGGUUGCGAAACAAGCAGUGGGAUAAAAGAACUCGUGGACAAGGAACAAGUUGCCUUUGAGAGCUCAGUGGCGAUUGAAAUCCAACCAUCUGACAAGAAUCACGAGACAGGUCCUCAAAGCAAUGAUGCUUCAUCUGUUCCAUCAAUGAGGAAGAGAACUAAAAGAACCCCCUCAACAAAAAAGGAACCUGGAGUCUCGUCAUCCAAAAGGGCUAAAGGAAAACCCAAAAUGAUUUGCGUUGAAUCCCUGGAUAUUCCAACUCUGGGUAAGAUGAAUGCUGCUGCUGAUGUUAGUUGCGAAACAAGCAGUGGGAUAAAAGAACUCGUGGACAAGGAACAAGUUGCCUUUGAGAGCUCACUGGCGUUUGAAAUCCAACCAUCUGACAAGAGUCACGAGACAGGUCCUCAAAGCAAUGAUGCUUCAUCUGUUCCAUCAAUGAAGAAGAGAACUAAAAGAACCCCCUCUACAAAAAAGGAACCUGGAGUCUCGUCAUCCAAAAGGGCUAAAGGAAAACCGAAAAAGAUUUGCGUUGAAUCCCUGGAUAUUCCAACUCUGGGAAAGAUGAAUGCUGCUGCUGAUGUUGGUUGCGAAACAAGCAGUGGGGUAAAAGAACUCGUGGACAAGGAACAAGUUGCCUUUGAGAGCUCACUGGCGCUUGAAAGCCAACCAUCUGACAAGAAUCCCGAGACAGGUCCUCAAAGCAAUGAUGCUUCAUCUGUUCCAUCAAUGAAGAAGAGAACUAAAAGAACCCCCUCAACAAAAAAGGAACCUGGAGUCUCGUCAUCCAAAAGGGCUAAAGGAAAACCCAAAAGGAUUUGCGUUGAAUCCCUGGAUAUUUCAACUCUGGGUAAGAUGAAUGCUGCUGCUGAUGUUGGUUGCGAAACAAGCAGUGGGGUAAAAGAACUCGUGGACAAGGAACAAGUUGCCUUUGAGAGCUCACUGGGGCUUGAAAGCCAACCAUCUGACAAGAAUCCCGAGACAGGUCCUCAAAGCAAUGAUGCUUCAUCUGUUCCAUCCAAGAAGAAGAGAAUAAGAAGAACCCCCUUAACAAAAAAGGAACCUGGAGUCUCAUCAUCCAAAAGGUCUAAAACAAAACCCAAAGAGAGUUGCGUUGAAUCCCUGGAUACUCCAACUCCGGGUAGGUUGAAUGAUGCUGCUGAUGUUGGUUGCGAAACAAGCAGUGGGAUAAAAGAACUCGUGGACAAGGAACAAGUUGCCUUUGAGAGCUCAGUGGCGUUUGAAAUCCAACCAUCUGACAAGAAUCAUGAUACAGGUCCUCAAAGCAAUGAUGUUCCAUCUUCUCUACCCAAGAAGAAGAGAACAAGAAGAACCCCCUCAACCAAAAAGGAACAAGGAGCAUCUUCAUCCAAAAGGUUCAAAAGUAAAACCCAAAAGAGUGACGGUGAGUCCCUGGAUAUUUCCAUUCCAGAUAAGAUGGAGGAUGCAUCUGAUGUUGGUGGUGAAACGAUCACUGAGAAAAAGCAACUUGUGGACAAUGAAGGUGACAUGCUCGCACAAGCAGAGUCCAAGCAUUAGAAGUUGCCUUAGAUAGCUCAUUGACGCCAGUGCACUCACAGCAUUUGUCAAAAUGAAGAAACUAAAAUAAUAUAAAGAUGUUUUAAGUUUUUAUUUGGGGAAAAGUCAGUAGUUUUUAGUCGUUACUAGUUCAAAUCUGAAAACUUUGUACUGUUAUUGAAUUUCAUAGCUCUUCUAACUUUGAAAGCUAUGAGAUCAUUAGUUUGUCAACUUUAGUUUAUUUGAAUGUACAAUUGGUGGAUUCCAUGCUCAACCAAGUUUUUGGUGGAGCAUCGCCUUUUCAAGCACAUGAAUGAUUUCUUUUGCUGUGA
Messenger RNA from Solanum lycopersicum (tomato), 4458 nucleotides. Its product is annotated as sister chromatid cohesion protein PDS5 homolog D-like. Gene Ontology annotation, cellular component: nucleus; chromatin. Gene Ontology annotation, biological process: DNA repair; mitotic sister chromatid cohesion. NCBI's taxonomy places the organism in Eukaryota, Viridiplantae, Streptophyta, Magnoliopsida, Solanales, Solanaceae. The record is from RefSeq and is a predicted model, not a curated record.